Myxozyma melibiosi is the source of this 681-nucleotide messenger RNA. RefSeq lists its product as uncharacterized. The coding region runs from base 1 to 681 and encodes 226 amino acids. Lineage: Eukaryota; Fungi; Ascomycota; Lipomycetes; Lipomycetales; Lipomycetaceae. The transcript has 4 exons. The record is from RefSeq and is a predicted model, not a curated record.
AUGUCCUCCUCUACACCCACUCGAAGCCCAACUAUUGCCUAUCCUAGACAACCCAUCCGCCGCCCGCCUUCGUACGUCCGCCCUCCGCGUCCGGCUCGUAUCCAUCCUCGCUCUGCACACGACCCGCCCGCUAGCAGCACGCACCUCUGUUUGACCAACUAUCCCCCCUACCUGAGACUCAUGCCCGCUGCUCUCCCAUCAGCCCAUACUUACAUGAACAGUUAUUUCAUCAAACACAGGGAAGAUCUCGCGAAACAACAUCUGCGCCGAGCUUCACGCCGAUCAAACCCAUCCCAGCGCAACUACGGCAGUCAACUUCUAAAGCCUAUUCAUGUCUUGAAACUCCCUCUCUACCAAGCUUUCCUACCGCCCGCAUUAGUCCGAAUCCUUCAGACCGCCAGGCGAGAUACCUUCGCGCCCACCAAGCUCGACGGCCGGCCGACGCGCAAAGGGGACAAAACGUCUAGCCUGAGCACGACCUGCGCGCAAACCUUCCCAGACCGUUUCCUUGCCGCUCAUCCGUCCCAUUCUCGCCGCGACCCGACGCUUAUCAUUCGUCAGGAAGAGGAAAGAGCAAGCAACAGUUUGCAGAUCGUGUUUUUAACCUGGCAUGGGAUGGCCCCCGCCCGAGUCGAGGUCGACUCCGACACCGCUGCACCCUGCCCGUUGCAACCCUGCUGA